This is a messenger RNA of Formica exsecta, 2383 nucleotides long. Its product is annotated as glucose dehydrogenase [FAD, quinone]-like. NCBI's taxonomy places the organism in Eukaryota, Metazoa, Arthropoda, Insecta, Hymenoptera, Formicidae. Bases 78 to 1886 code for a protein of 602 amino acids. The record is from RefSeq and is a predicted model, not a curated record. Gene Ontology annotation, molecular function: flavin adenine dinucleotide binding; oxidoreductase activity, acting on CH-OH group of donors. The transcript is spliced from 3 exons.
UUCAUGUAUAGAAGGUACGUUUCAGUAUAAAAGACGUUUUUUAAAAUCAUAAUUUUGCUUAAUUAUAAUUGUACAAUAUGAAGAUUUUAAUACCGUUCAUCAUCAUCGCAUCAACCUAUGGCGCUAAUAAUAACUUCCUAAAUCUCGUCAAGAGCUACGGUAAUUCAUCUACAGAAGAUAUCGAAUUCGCAACCAACGCCAGAUAUGAUUUCAUCGUCGUGGGAGCUGGAUCGGCAGGUUCUGUACUAGCUAAUCGUCUGUCAGAGAACAAAGGAUGGAAAGUUCUCCUAUUAGAAGCCGGAUAUUCGCAAAGCGUACUUAAUGAAGUUCCGAUACUGGUCGGUUAUUUCCAAUUGACUGAUUAUAACUGGAGAUAUAAAGUGGAACCUCAGAAGAACGCUUGUUUGGGGAUGAUAAAUCACCAAUGUUCCUGGCCGCGAGGUAAAGCUUUGGGCGGUACGAGCACUUUAAACUAUAUGAUCCAUACACGCGGGAACAAGUUGGAUUACGAUAAAUGGGCUAGUUUGGGCAACGUGGGGUGGUCCUACGCGGAUGUUCUUCCGUAUUUCAAAAAAAGUGAAAAAUUUAAUGUACCAGGUAUCAAGAACUCUUCAUAUCACAAUGAAAACGGUUAUUUGUGUGUGGAACGCGUGCCAUAUCAUACGAAACUGGCGACGGCGUACUUAGAAGCUGGUAAAGAAUUGGGAUAUGAAAUUGUGGAUUACAAUGGCCAGGAUCAGAUAGGUUUUUCGUAUCUUCAGGUAAAUAUGGAUCAUGGAACGCGAUACAGCGCUGCUAAGGCUUAUCUUCAGCUGAAUCGGUCGAACUUGGAAAUCAUCACCGGUGCUAGAGUAGUCAAAGUAUUGAUCAAUGCGGACAAACGUGCAUACGGUGUUGAAUAUGUCAAAUACAAUGUGCGGAAGAAAGUCAUUUGUUCGAAGGAAGUUUUACUAUCCGCCGGUACGAUUGAUUCAGCCAAAUUGCUAAUGUUGUCAGGAAUUGGACCUAGAGACCAUCUGGAAGAAUUAAACAUUCCAGUGAUUCAGGAUUCCAAGGUCGGUUACAACAUGUAUGAACACGUCGGUUUUUUGGGGCUGACUUUCAUGGUAAAUCGAAGCGUGUCAUUACUGCAGAACAAACUCCUAAAUCCCAGCGUAUUUUUGGAAUACGUCCUGCAUAAGGAAGGAUUAAUGACGAUUCCAGGAGGUGCCGAAGCACUGGCAUUCAUCAGAACUAAGUACGCUCCUGACGAGAAACCGGAUGUCGAGCUUCUCUUUGUAUCUGGCUCUCUGCAUUCGGACAAUGGUAAAGUCGUGAGAAAGGCUUUAAGAAUCUCAGACAAUGUGUACAACACUGUCUUUAAGCCUAUCGAAAAUCAAGAGGCCUGGUCGAUCUGGCCCAUUAUUCAAUAUCCUAGAAGCGUCGGUCGUGUUACGUUGAAAUCGAAGAAUCCGUUCGAACCACCCAAUAUGAAUCCAAACUUUCUCAGUCAUCCAGAUGAUAUAGAAAUCAUCCUAGAGGGAAUAAAACACAGUAUCAACAUAGCAAAGACUGAAGCCUUUCAAGCUUACGGCAGUCGAUUACACGAUAUAAAAAUACCAGGCUGUGAAUCAUUUAAAUUUGCUUCUGAUGAUUAUUGGCGUUGUGCAAUUAAGCAUCUACCAUCCAUGAUGAAUCAUGAGAUCGGAACCGUCAAAAUGGGACCCCACACGGAUGCUUACGCAGUUGUUGAUCCACAACUAAGAGUAUAUGGUGUUAAGGGAUUGAGAGUAGUAGACGCUGCGAUUAUGCCCACGAUACCUUCUGGUCAUGCGAAUGCAGUCAUUUAUAUGAUCGGCGAGAAAGCCGCGGAUAUGAUCAAAGAAACUUGGAAAAGCACAUUAUAAAAAAAAAAAACACGCUAAGUACAUAAAAAAUAUUCCAACUACUGUGCAACAAAAAAUUUGAAAAAAUAAAAACAGAUCAAUACAACUAGUGCCAAGUAUAGUCAAUUAUAUGCUUAAUUAUUUAUGAAUUCUUUAUAAAUUUCAAUAAAUAUUAGUUAAAGUUAAGUAUCAUUUAUAAGAUAUUCUCUAUCUCUCAUCACAAAUAAAAGAGUCAUGAAAGUAACAUGAGUUCAACCCAGUUAUAACUAAUGUUUCUAAGAAACAUUUCUAGAUUCCAUUUAAAAUCAAAAAGACGAUGCUUAUCUUUCUCUUGUUUUACUUUUCCGAUGUCGUCUCUAUUUCGCGCAAAUGUGACGCAAGCGUGUUCCCAUUUUCUGCUUCUUAUAUGUAUUUUCUGAGAUUUACAUGCGAAUUUGAAAUGCGUCAUUGAACAACAUCCUACGUUUUUGCGAUAUCAUCUUCGCAUGGAGCGGUUUCUCGUAAAUCUAUAUGUAUAU